AAAGAGCCGGGUUUAACUUUCAAUGUAAUCAUGUUCAUGUUUCAGAUUCAAUUUGAACAUUACUGCUAAUGGCCUAUGGUUAUGAUCCAAACCGCUUUCUUGAUCCAGUCAACGAAGAUUAUCUAUGCAAUAUUUGCCACGGUGUUUUUAACAAUCCACGAUUAUGCGAGGCAGAAGAGCACUACUUUUGUCUGAGUUGUAUUGAAGGAUAUCUUGUCCAUUCUCAAUCCUGCCCGAAAUGUCAACAACAUCUCACUCAAAAAACUUUGAAACAUCCCCAUUUUUUUUUGCCGAAGAUUUUGUCGCAGCUGAGAAUCAAGUGUGAUUACAACAGUCGAGGGUGUCCCAUAUUUACUCAGCUUAAAAUGUUGGACGAUCACGUCAGUGUUUGUGAAUAUCGUCCAGUUACGUGUGGAAAUUGUGGCCAGGAGGUGAACAAAAGAGAUGAAAACUACCAUAAAAGUUUCUGCCUGUUUGAUCGCUCCAAUAUUCAGGACUUGAAGGACAUCAAAAUGAAUCAAAAGGAAAUAAAGGAUAUGUUGACAACUAUGAUGAUGAUUAUGUCUGAAAGACAAGAAAAAUUUCCCGUAACCCUAGACAUGCGUGGGAAAGCACCACAAGUGGUGGAGAAUUCGCAAGGGGAAGAUCUGAUGGUAGUCACCAAUGGGUACAAGGAAGGUCAUACUUCCACGAAUACAUGCGAACAUAAAAUGAAAAAUGGUGAGACAAAAAUUAAUGAAUGUCAAGAUGAUGAUGUACGUAUGGAAGUUAUGAAAAUGAAGGAGAACAUUUUAACGAGUAAACAAGAUUGCGAGGGGUUUAAAGGAGUGCUAAAUGAUCUAUUAGCAAGGAAUGCAACAGGUAUUAUCAUAUUUUCUGGUGGGUAUGGUUGUAAAAGCGAAACUACUUCUUCAAAUACUGUUGAACUGUAUUGUAUUGUUGAGAGGAGCUCUAGAAUUGUGCAACAAUUGGAGCAACCUUUGGUAUCGUCGGCAUUGUGUGUUCACGACAAUCGCAUCCUUGCUAUUGGUGGUGUCGAUGAUGAAGGUGACAGUGACAAGAUCAAGGUUUUGAAGAUGAGCCGACAUGUUUUGCAAUGCGCAAUAUUUGGAAAACUGCCUGUUAAAUUAUUUGGCCACGAUGUCGUUGUCCAUGAAGGAAAUUUAUAUGUAAUAGGCGGGUGUAAUUGGCACGAAAGGAGAACAUUGGACGAAAUCUAUCAGAUUGCUCUUACCCCACCUUUUACUGUCGAGCUGCUGACGAGAAUGCCCGAGCAAAGAAGACAUCACAGAGCAGAACUUGUUAAUGGAAAGCUGUUUAUCUUGGGCGGAGCAUCUACCGGACGUAGUAAAGAUGCCACUGACAGCGUUGUCGUUUACGAUUUUGGUGAGAAUGAGUUCAAGCCUUGUCCGUCGUUACCUCAGCCGGUUUCUCGUAUGUCCUCGGUUACUUCGGGUGAGAAUAUUAUCGUUAUCGGGGGCAUGGAUAUGAGAGGCCGUGCAGUCAAUGACGUCAUCACAUAUCACACGGUGACCGGGCGAUCUGAGAUGUUACCAUCCAUGCAGCACAAAAGGUACGGCAGCUCUGUCGUAAUCAUCGAUGACGUCAUUUUCGUGUUUGGCGGACGGAAUAUGAGGAGGGAUAUCUCAACUCAGUGGAAACCUUCACCAUUGGUGGAAAUGGCUGGGAAGAACUGCCAGGAAUGA
Messenger RNA from Dendronephthya gigantea, 1706 nucleotides. RefSeq lists its product as uncharacterized. The coding region runs from base 69 to 1706 and encodes 545 amino acids. Gene Ontology annotation, molecular function: protein binding. The transcript has 2 exons. The record is from RefSeq and is a predicted model, not a curated record. NCBI's taxonomy places the organism in Eukaryota, Metazoa, Cnidaria, Anthozoa, Malacalcyonacea, Nephtheidae.